AGCUUUAGAAACGACUGAAACUGACAUGUUGGUGCAAAGAUUCGAAACUGUCAGGACUGUCAGUUUGUUGACAUGUCAUUUCCCGACAUACACACAUGCAUAAAGCUCACUGCUGAAAAUGAAGACCUGAAGAAGAAACUGUUUCGUGUGAAACAGCAGCGUGAUGCCUACCAAUCAGAGUUAACAUCAAUAAAGGAGAAAGCAAAAGUAGACGCCCUCCUGAAGACCUAUGUCACUACACGAGAGUCCAGUACACAGACAGACCCAAGUAGAGUUUGGCACCCGGUCGCUCCCAAGAAAAAUGAAGACACUGUUGCUAACAAGAUCACAGAAGGUGGCAAUACGAACAGGUUAAUGUCCAUGCAUAGCAAUGUGAUGAGACGAUACGAAAAAGAGGUCAAAAUGAAUUUAGGUCACCUAGAGACCAUUACGGAAUUACAGAUGAAGAUAUCUACCUUAGAGAAAAGACUACAACAGGAGAAGGAAAAUGUGCAACAAAUGGAGAAAGAGAUACACAGUUUAAGAGUUUCCAAAGCUACGGCAAAGGUGAAGGCAGGAAAUGUUGGGAAGCAUGGAAAGGAACUCUCCUCUGAUGAAGAUGAAUCUAAGGACAGACAUGUAGUGAGAGAGUGUAGAAAACUUCGCAAGGAAAACAAGAAAUUGAAGGAGGAGUUAAAAGGCCUGGACUUGGGUUUCUUUGAGGAAAUAGAAGAUAUCAAAUUUGCAUUUCAACAGGCUGCCAGGCUUAACGUGGAAUAUGAAAAGACAAUAAAGAAACUGUGUCAACAAUUUGGGGUAGCUUAUCCCCAUCCAGAACGAACAGUUAAAUGAGACAGAGGGAGAGAAUGCAUGCUUUUCUGUGAUUUGAUAGUCAAAAUUUGGUAUCUUUUUAUUCAUUGUAAUUUUAAGUGUUUUCAUGUGUUUGCUCCCUAUGCUGAUACUGAAUUUUUAACUCAUUAUUUAUUAAUUUUUUAAUGAUAUUAUGUUUUAAUUUGACAGUGAUGCACUGUGUAAAUUAAUGUGCAUUAAGGUUAAAAAAUUGUUUAAAGUCAAGGUCAUUGUUACUGUUACUAAAAAUAGACCA
Molecule: messenger RNA, 1084 nt
Organism: Mizuhopecten yessoensis (Yesso scallop)
Lineage: Eukaryota; Metazoa; Mollusca; Bivalvia; Pectinida; Pectinidae
Product: centrosomal protein of 290 kDa-like
Exons: 7
Coding region: 73-831 (252 amino acids)
Source: RefSeq, a predicted model, not a curated record